UUCUGUACUGUUAGUAUCCUCCAGCGCCUCACCUAGCAAGUAUUUAUUAAAUAAUCACUAAUCAAACUGCAGAUCUUAUGUAUUUUCCCUCAUCCACAACAUUAUUGUUUGGUUUAAAACAGUCAACAUUUAACUUUUACAUUUAAAAUUCAAUCCAUUUCCUGAUGUGCCUAAAUGGUCAGUAGGCUAAUAUGCCUUCUACCCAAGAUAUGACGGAACAUUCAUUAACUGCUGUGCUUUUUUGUCUUUUAAAAACGAGUGAGAAUAUUGAUGGGCACUAAAAAAAAAUUGGUGUACAGUUUUAUUUUUAAAAUCCAUACAGGAAUUGGUGUGUGUUUCCGCUCGCUGCCUUGCCACAGGUUGCAGACAGAGCGAGUGUAGUUUGUAACAGUGAAGUGAUCAUUUGGGCUACAUGCAGAACACAGUCUGAUACUCUCCGUGCUGCAGGAGGCUCUCUAAUAUCUCACAUCUGCAGGGAGGACGGGGAGGAAGAAAAGCUUCAUGUUUUCCUCGCGACAUUAAACGUGGAUAACCAUCGCGGUGUCUCUCGUGCUCCUCAACAAAGCGGCAGGAACCAGAUGCGGACUGGACUUUCUCUACGACUUCACGGGUAGAGGAUCAGCGGCAUGCUCACUGUGGGUUAAACUGCACAGCUACAGGCCUCGCGGAACAUCUGGAGAAGCACCACCGGACCACUGUGUGAAGGAGUACCGGCUGUUAGUACAGGAGGAGCGGAGACAUGCAUCGUCAGGAGGACUGAGCCUCCCCCGCCCGGAACAUGGGAGAGCGAAGCAGGGUCUGGCAGCCAUGAAGCCCUGCUGCGUUGAGCUGGGAGCAUCUGCAACCCUGGCCCCGUUUUCAGCGUGAGCCCCGCAGCGAUGCCUACCCCCCCCGGGGAGGAAUGGUUCACUCCACUGCUGCUCCCCCUCCACAGGCCGGGGACGUUACCCCCCGUCUCUGCUGCCUUGUUACGGGGCUGCUGAAGCUACCAGAGAGGACGUCAAUGGAGAACAUCUCCAUGGGCUCCCGCUCACCCCCCGACCCGAUCACACCCACAGCGGGGGCCCCGGAGAGCCUGCAGGGCGUGAGCCUCCCUCUGCAGGUGUUCUUCUGCUUGGCCAUGGCGGCCAUCCUGCUGCUGGCUCUGCUGGGGAACGUGGUGGUGUGCCUGAUGGUUUACCAGAGGUCGGCCAUGCGCUCGGCCAUCAACAUCCUGCUGGCCAGCCUGGCGUUCGCCGACAUGAUGCUGGCCAUCCUCAACAUGCCCUUCGCUCUGGUUACCGUGGUGACCACUCAGUGGAUUUUCGGGGACGUUUUCUGCCGCGUGUCCGCCAUGCUCUUCUGGCUCUUUGUGAUGGAGGGCGUGGCCAUACUGCUUAUAAUAAGCAUAGACAGGUUUCUGAUUAUUGUCCAGAAGCAAGACAAGCUGAGCCCCCAGAGAGCCAAGGUGCUCAUCGUGGUCACAUGGGGGCUCUCCUUCAUCGUCUCCUUCCCCCUGGCUGUUGGUUCCCCUCCACUCCACGUCCCCCCCAGGGCCCCUCAGUGUGUGUUUGGCUAUAGCCUGGAGCCUGGGUACCACACCUACGUGCUGAUGCUGAUGCUGGUCUUCUUCUUCCUGCCUUUCAUGGUCAUGCUGUACACAUUUAUGGGGAUCCUGAACACCAUCCGCCACAACGCCAUCCGCAUCCACAGCCACCCGGACAGCAUCUGCCUGAGCCAGGCCAGCAAACUGGGCCUGCUGAGCCUGCAGAGGCCCUUCCAGAUGAACAUCGACAUGAGCUUCAAGACCCGUGCCUUCACCACCAUCCUCAUCCUCUUCUCUGUGUUCACGGUGUGCUGGGCCCCCUUCACCGCCUACAGUCUGGUAGCUACCUUCAGCGAUGGCUUCUACCACAAAGACAGUUUCUUUCAAAUUAGCACGUGGGUCCUGUGGUUGUGCUACCUCAAGUCGGCCCUCAACCCUCUAAUUUACUACUGGCGGAUCAAGAAGUUCCGUGACGCCUGCCUGGACCUGAUGCCCAAGUACUUCAAGUUUCUUCCUCAGCUGCCAGGCAACACCAAGAGGCGCAUCCAGCCCAGCGCCGUGUACGUGUGCGGAGAGCACCGCGCUGUGGUCUGAAGGGAAUGAUCACAACGUCCUAACACUGUAGCGUGCAGCGGGGGGCAGCUCUGCUGUUUGGAGGUUCACUUCUAUUGGCAUCAUGUGACAGAAUGAAAUCAGCACUGCGUUAAAUAAAGGAAAGAGUUUUAUGAUCCGUGGAUACAGGGAGCAGAGAGGAAAGGAAAAGCAAGCGUUUGUUUUAAGGAUCAUCAGUUGACCCCUGUGCGCUGUGUUAUACUGUGUUAUACUUAGAUCUUUUAUGGAAAAGGGCAAGGUUUUAUUUAAAUGAUUCUGAUACAUUACAUUAGUGCCGAAACAACGAUAUGUUCUUAAACUGAGGAAUAUAAAUACACUAUUUUAAAAACUUUUUUUUAUUCGAUCUGUGAAGCCAAACUUGUCAAAUUCAAAAUAGCAUCUGAAAAACUAAAAACGUAUAAAGUAAAGCAUAAAAUUGGCAGAAUAUCUGUUCACUCACUGAAUGAUCGUGUAUUCGCUGUUAUUGCUCGUUGAUUGGGCGGCACACUGCAUUGAAACCCCUCACAGUACAGAGAUCAUCUAAAGGUAAUAUGGAAGACAUUUCUGCGUCCGAUCAGAGCUUCUUCAUCACUGCUGAAUCAUCUUCAUUUUUCAGCUCAGGGUCAUCAGGCCUUUGCUUCACAUUUUGCAUUUCACAUAACUGUAUCAGGUUAGAUGAAAGCAAUAAUAUUAACUUUAAAUAAGUUCAACUUAAUAUUAUUGCUUCCACUAACCUGAUACAGUUAUGUGAAAUCUGUGGACAUAAUACAAGUGAUUCAUUUGCAUUCACUCAUUCACAUAGUAGCAUAUAUUUUAGUUGCUACAGUUUAGUGAGGAGAGUCUUAUAUGGAGAAGCAACAACGGAGCAGACACAUCUGUCUUCUGUUACUGUAGAUAAACAACUAUAUAUUUUAUAGAAGAGAUGGACGCAUGUAGGGCCUGGUACCCAGUACAAACAAAUAGUCUUUACUCAACAUGUUCAAUUUGGCUUACAAUCAGCACCAUACACAACUUUUGCCCAAAAAUUGAUCCAAUGACUAUCAACUAUCCAAUAAACAAGAAUAAUGGACUGUUUAAAUAUUUCAAUGGCAUCUUUUGAUACUUGACAGGUUUUGAUACUUGGUUUUCCCAGCACACACUGCUCUGGGUACAGAGUGUGUGUAAGUGUGCUCAGCUAAAAGAGGUUUCCUGCUGGAUCCACCCUGUCGCUCUGAUGCUCUCUGCCUGACCAAACACACUCUUUCUCUGACGGGGAUGUUAUGUCAUUCUGGGUAACAAAAAGAACAUUUGAAGUGAAGUAGUGGACUGAAGGAACUAAUGAACACACUUGCACUGAAUUGCACACACUGUGUUAAAGAUGGGUGAAUUUUCUCUUUAUGAUUGCUCUGAAAAGACGGCGCUGCUGGGUUUGACUUGACCAUAAGUCUUUUCUUGUCACUUGAAUCACGAGUCAUGGAGAGCACAGUGUGUGUUUAGCUGCGUAGAACUUGUUUUAUGAGGCAUGUAAAUGAAAAGCUUAAUUUGAUAUUGAGUACGGUCAGAAAGUGUCCGUGACACAUCUGGAUGUGUGUGUUCCUAUCUAAAUGUUUUUGAUGUGCCUAUUGAUUAGUCCAUUUGCCAGUCAGAAUGCUGCUAUAUCUGGUGACAAUGUGCAAUUUCAGUGUACUGUACUGUUGAAUGUAAUAAAGAAAUAGACAUUUCUUACCUUGGUAAA
Messenger RNA from Eleginops maclovinus (Patagonian blennie), 3830 nucleotides. RefSeq names its product G protein-coupled receptor 63 (gene gpr63). The record is from RefSeq and is a predicted model, not a curated record. NCBI's taxonomy places the organism in Eukaryota, Metazoa, Chordata, Actinopteri, Perciformes, Eleginopidae. Gene Ontology annotation, cellular component: membrane. Gene Ontology annotation, molecular function: G protein-coupled receptor activity. Gene Ontology annotation, biological process: G protein-coupled receptor signaling pathway. The transcript is spliced from 2 exons. The coding region runs from base 902 to 2119 and encodes 405 amino acids.